Rhinichthys klamathensis goyatoka is the source of this 1926-nucleotide messenger RNA. RefSeq names its product E3 SUMO-protein ligase ZBED1-like. Bases 149 to 1897 code for a protein of 582 amino acids. Lineage: Eukaryota; Metazoa; Chordata; Actinopteri; Cypriniformes; Leuciscidae. The record is from RefSeq and is a predicted model, not a curated record. The transcript has 2 exons. Gene Ontology annotation, molecular function: protein dimerization activity; DNA binding.
AGGGCUGUCAGCGUUAAUGCAUUAAUCGCGAUUAGUUAAAAAAAAUCCAUAACGCGUUAUUUUUUUUAAUCGCAUUUCAAGGAACGCCUUUUUGUCCCUUUGAUUAGCCCGUAGUCAGCCCCUUUGGUUUGUGAAGCGGUAAAAAGUGAUGGAUAGAAAAAGUACGACCGGAUUUUUAAACAGCCUGUUUAACUUUAAAAAAAAAACAGACGGUUCCGUUGACAACACUAAGGUACAAUGCAGCAUUUGUUUCAAGGAGUUCAGCUACCAUCGGAGCACGUCAAGUCUAAGUUACCACCUCCAGGCGAAACACCCCGGUGUUUCACCUGACGCCUCCCCGCCAAGCCACCCGCAGCCUCGCCAAAGAACUAUUCCUGAGUGCGGGCGUCGCAGCAGACCCUUGGAUGAAAAUAAGUUAACCACAGCGAUCGCCAGAUGGGUGGCAACUGAUUGCAGACCAGUCAACAUUGUUGAAGAUUCGGGUCUCAGGGAUGUAAUCAGGUUGGCAAGUUCUGAACCGGCUUACAUGUUACCAUCGCGGGGAACAAUUGUUGCUCGCAUAGAGGAGCUUUAUGAAGCUGAGAAACAAUCUAAAAUCAAUCUCCUGCGAAAUGCAAAUGCUGUGGCAUUAACCGGGGAUCAUUGGACGUCAGUAAGAAACCAGAAUUAUCUUGGAGUUACUGCACACCAUAUAGACGCUGACUGGAAGUUGCAUUCGUUUGCUUUAACGGUUAAACACUCAGAAGAACGGCACUUUGCAGAAACAUGUGCCGAACAAUUUUCUGAAGUUGCAGAGCAGUGGGAAAUUGCGGGGAAGGUGACAACAAUUGGCACCGACAGUGCCCGUAAUAUGACAGCAGCAGCAAGACUCCUGCCAUACGAGCACAUGCCGUGCGUUGCGCACAGUUUACAGCGAUCGAUCACAAUGUCACUCCGUGACAGUGGUCUUGAGAAUGUCUUGGCAAAAUGCCGCAAAUUGGUUGGACAUUUUAAGCAUAGUCCAGCAAAUGCAGCUGAAUUGCGAGCACAACAAGAGAAGUUGGGACAGCCACAGGAGCCCCUCAUCCAAGAUGUUUCCACCAGGUGGAACUCCACUCUCAGCAUGAUCACCCGGCUUCUGAGAAACAAGGACCUUGUCAAGGCUACACUUGAACUCCAUCAACAAAGAGGCACACCAGCCAUGCUGACUAAUGCAGAACUGGAGAAGAUCGAAAAGCUUGAAACACUCCUUGAACCAUGCAGGUAUGUGACUGAGCUUUUAGGAGGAGAACAGUACAUAUCCUGCUCCGUGGUCCUGCCUGCACUGUGUCAUUUGUUCCGGUUGAUGACUGCUUCUGACGAUGAUCCAGGUUAUGUGCUCCGGUUUAAAGCGGCCUUCACAUCUGACCUAUCAAAGCGAAAACAAAGCACCAAUCUCCAGUGGUUGAAAGUGGCAACAGCGCUUGACCCCAGAUUUAAGGAUCUGAAAUGCCUUCCCAGAUCUGAAAGGGAGGAAGUCUGGAAGUUGAUUAAAGAGGAGAGUGCCCAGCAACCUGAGCCUCGUAGAGAACCUGAGCCAGGUCCACCUAAAAAGAAGAUGCACUUUCUGUUAGCUGCUGCAUCAGAUUCAGAUGACGAAGAAGACCCAGCAUCUGACACGUCUGUGGAUCGGUACAGAGGUGAGCCCAGCAUCUCCAUCGAUGACUGUCCAUUGGAAUGGUGGUCUGGACACGCAAGGGCCUACCCAACCUUGGCACCUCUAGCACAAAAAUAUCUGGCUACACCUGCAACAACGGUACCGUGUGAAAGACUGUUCUCACUCUCUGGUCACAUCUUGCAAAAAAAGAGAGCAGCACUGUCCACUGCUAAUGUCAACAGACUGGUGUGUAUUAGCAAUUGGGUUAAAGAAAAUAAAUAGGAGAGACAACUUAGAACUCAAAUAGUUCU